Molecule: messenger RNA, 1320 nt
Organism: Branchiostoma belcheri (Belcher's lancelet)
Lineage: Eukaryota; Metazoa; Chordata; Leptocardii; Amphioxiformes; Branchiostomatidae
Product: tenascin-X-like
Exons: 4
Coding region: 1-1320 (439 amino acids)
Source: RefSeq, a predicted model, not a curated record
AUGCUUACAGACUUCACAGACCUAUUUGACCACAAUGAAAACAAAGUGUUGGAGGGCCAUGAUAACGACCUCAUCAGCGAUAUCACCCCUGAAGAAUGUGCCCAGAGGUGCCUAGAAGGAACCACUACCGUGCCAGAGGGGGAGUGUUUGUCGUUUGACUACUGGAAGUCACGUACCAGAUGUCAGCUGAGUAGAGACAACAAGGACUCAGCUGGAGAGACACUUGGUUCUAACAAUAUCGCCAGUUUCUUCUCUGAACACGCCGAUCAGGCCCUAGGCAGCCACGAUGACGUUAUUGUCACCCCACCGACUGUGAGUCCCCGGACAUGCGCACUGCGGUGUCUGCUGGGAGAAGGGAGCCUCUCAGUUGGGUCCUGUCUGUCCUUUGACCUGGACAAUAACAACCCACGGUGUCUGUUGAGCAGUGACAACCAGAACACAGCCGGACAACCACUAGAUACCAACACAAGAUUUGAUCACUACCAACGGAACGAAUUCUGUAUUCCCAACCCCUGCAUUGAUCUCCACCAAUGGUUGUGCACGAACCAAGCAAACGGCUACAGCUGUACAUGUGAUCCGGGCUGGGAGGGAGACUCUUGUGACACGUACACAGGUACCAUUACGCCACAGAACUGUGCCGAUCUGUCAGCCAUGGGAAUCCAGACCAGCGGUACUUACCAUGUCGGCCACCCUCAGCCAUUCCAAGUCUCCUGUGACAUGGACACUGAUGGCGGUGGGUGGACGGUCAUACAGCGGCGCCAGGACGGGUCGGUGUCGUUCGACAACACGUGGGACGUGUACGUGCAGGGAUUCGGUGACGUAAGCGGAGAACUAUGGAUAGGACUUGAACACUUACACAGUCUAACGUCACAGCAGCAGCACGAGCUGUAUGUGUACUUGGAAGACUGGGAAGGUAACACUAAGUACGCGCGGUACAGCACGUUUGCUGUGGGAGAUUCAACCAGUAAAUACACGGCUACAAUCAGCGACUACACCGGGGAUCCGACUUUAACUGAUGACUUGGCUCCCACAAGUACACAUCACAGCAUCAACGGUAAAAUGUUUACAACAAAGGAUCAAGAUAACGACGCCAACUCCGUCAACUGUGGAGCGUCAUUCGGCCCAUCAGGCUGGUGGUUUCCGCCGAGUUGUGGUCUGGCCUUGUUAAACGGACAGUAUCUGACUGGAUGCAGCUCUAGCUCUAGCUGCACCAGCGCUCAGGGGAUUGUGUGGAAAAACUGGCUAGGCUACGGAUACUCACUGAAGAAAACAGUCAUGAUGAUCAGGCCGAGCGGUUUCCCAGGUAAGUACAAGAUCUAA